Messenger RNA from Strongylus vulgaris, 326 nucleotides. The record is from the annotation of a GenBank genome assembly. NCBI's taxonomy places the organism in Eukaryota, Metazoa, Nematoda, Chromadorea, Rhabditida, Strongylidae.
AUGCUCGCGAAAAGUGGCCAGAGUGUCGUUCUAUCGCAUACAUUCGCGACCAAUCCAAUUGCGGUAUGAGCCUGCUGGGCUGUAUCAACGGCAGCAGCCAUGUCAGAUCGAGCUUGCAUACAGUCAAAUGGUAAACUGCAGCCGAUUCUCUCUGGAUCAAAUGUGCUUUCAUGUUGUGGAAUAGUUUGUGGAAAAGGAUGCAAAGGAGGAUUCCCAAAAGCAGCGAUACGUUAUAUGGCUCGUAAAGGAAUUUGCACUGGAGGACGAUACGGAGAAAAGGUCAAACAUCAUUUAUUUGCAGUAUUUUUUUUCACAACUCAAUAGCU